AUGGGCGUCGAACGCAAGAUCAUCACUCGCGGCAACGGUUCUGACUCGCCCGCUUCAGGCGACAAGGUCUCGAUCCACUACACCGGCUGGCUCUACGAUGCCAAGAAGGCCAACAAGGGAUUCCAGGGCAAGCAAUUCGAUAGCUCUCGGACUCCGGGCCGUGGGCCCCUGAAUGUUCAAAUCGGUGUUGGACACGUCAUCAAGGGUUGGGAUGAGGGAGUCCAGCAGAUGACUCUGGGCGAGAAGUCUAUUCUGACCAUCACUCCCGACUAUGGUUACGGUGACAAGUCGGCCGGCAAGAUCCCUGCGGGCUCUACCUUGAUCUUCGAGGUUGAGCUGCUCAAGAUCAACAACAAGAGCGCUUAG
Messenger RNA from Penicillium oxalicum, 366 nucleotides. RefSeq names its product FKBP-type peptidyl-prolyl cis-trans isomerase. The record is from RefSeq and is a predicted model, not a curated record. The coding region runs from base 1 to 366 and encodes 121 amino acids. Lineage: Eukaryota; Fungi; Ascomycota; Eurotiomycetes; Eurotiales; Aspergillaceae. Gene Ontology annotation, molecular function: peptidyl-prolyl cis-trans isomerase activity. The transcript is spliced from 6 exons.